AUGAGCAACUACGCCUACACCCGGGACCUCGAGUCCGGUCCUACGAUCGACGGAUACGAACUCGAAGACCGCGCGACCUUCCAAGCAGUGUUCGAAAAGCGACGGCUGAUCAACGACGAACUGACAAUAAUCAAGCAAAACCAGGACUACCUCCGACCAGCACAACAAGCAGUCCUAGACGCCACAACCUCAACCGAGGAUUUCAUAGCCAACCAGCGAAUGAGCACUCUCGAUAGCGACAUCUCAGAAUCAUUCAAGCAGAUCCGUGGACUUAUUGCCGAGCUCAAAGCAAUACCCAACAGCAGCGAUCCGCGCGUGCAAGAACAAAUCAACAUCAUCAGCCAGAAUGUCAAGGUGCAGAUGAACGAGUACCGCAAAGAGCAGCUCGAUUUUGAGAAAAAGUUGCGCUCGCAGGUUAGGAGGAGAUAUGAGAUCUCCAGACCGGAAGCUACGCCCGAGGAGAUUGAUGCUGGUGUGGAGAAUGUAAUUGCGGGUGGGGAGCAGAUUUUCAUGGUCCAAGGCGUACGGUCUCAACAGGCCACCGAUGCACGCAACGCGGUCCAGCAGCGAUCGGCGGCCAUUCGCAAGAUCGAACAGGACCUCACAGCUCUGAGCGAGUUGUUCCAGGAAGUUGCGGAGCUGGUCGAAAAACACGAGUACCAGGUCAAGACGAUUGAUGAAAAUGCAAAGUCUGCGGAGGAUAAUCUAGCUAAUGCAAAUGAGAAGUUGUCUUUGGCUAUCCGGAGCGCACGAGCUGCGAAAAAGUGGAAGUGGUGGAUUCUGCUUGUUGUGGUCCUCAUCAUUGCUAUCAUCGUCGCUGUCUGCGUUGCCUGGUGCAAGGUCACGAAUCAUUGCUAG
Messenger RNA from Penicillium argentinense, 858 nucleotides. Its product is annotated as SNARE domain protein. The coding region runs from base 1 to 858 and encodes 285 amino acids. Gene Ontology annotation, molecular function: SNARE binding; SNAP receptor activity. Gene Ontology annotation, biological process: intracellular protein transport; exocytosis; vesicle fusion. NCBI's taxonomy places the organism in Eukaryota, Fungi, Ascomycota, Eurotiomycetes, Eurotiales, Aspergillaceae. The transcript is spliced from 4 exons. The record is from RefSeq and is a predicted model, not a curated record. Gene Ontology annotation, cellular component: plasma membrane; SNARE complex; endomembrane system.